Molecule: messenger RNA, 534 nt
Organism: Penaeus vannamei (Pacific white shrimp)
Lineage: Eukaryota; Metazoa; Arthropoda; Malacostraca; Decapoda; Penaeidae
Source: RefSeq, a predicted model, not a curated record
AUGGGGCUUUCUUUAUCCGUCGGUGGCUACACAUCUACCGCAUCUACCACACCUCAUACACAACCGAAAAACCAACCAGUCCGCAACCCAUGUCAUAUUUAUCUACCACGCAGCCGGUGUAUUAACCAACCGACCAAGUCUUCAACCCGCGUCACACUUAUAAACACUACAACCCUAAUCCAAGUCUGCAAUCCACGCCACUCUACAAGUACCACACUAACUACACUCACCAGCUCUUCAAAACAUGUCACACAACCCCAAAAUCCCCAACCAACCCACCAUCUCAACUCGCUCCCGCCCUACCACAACCCAAAAACCCCACAAACCCACCAGCUCCUCAACUCCGGCCCUCCCACAACCCCAAAACCCCAAAACCCCAACCAACCCAUCAGCUCCUCAACUCCGGCCCUCCCACAACCCCAAAACCCCCAACCAACCCACCAUCUCCUCAACCCACUCCGGCCCUACCACAACCUAAAACCCCCAACCAACCCACCAUCUCCUCAACCCACUCCGGCCCUACCACAAACCUAA